UUGAGAAACGACCUACAGUCGGCAGUAUAUGACGAGGUCAGAAUGGAAAAAUGCAUUUUCAUUGACCUGCCCAAGAUCGAAGAUCAUCAGGGCCAUAUAAUGGGAGACGCUGCUAAUCUUAAAGUUCCCAUUGACGAUAGGAUAAUCAAUCAUAUCAAGCAUCUCGUAAAUGAAAACAUAACCCAACCAAGGGAGAUCCAGAGGAAUGUGAAAAUGUUGGUUAAGUCCAUCUUUGGCAGUAGACUUUCCAGUGACCUUAAUAGAAGGUUCUACCCCAGUAGGGAGGACAUACGGAAAAUAGUAUACAGGGAGAGGAAGAGGUUAAUGGACGGAAAACUGGACCAACAGUUAUUAGCUGAGAAGGUAGAAGAAUGGACGGGUGAGGACACCGGUAAUCUAGUCUUCUUUCGCCCGCGCACGGAAGAUGGGGACAAGGAAAGCAGCAGUUUCCUGCUGAUUUUUCAGAGCGAAUGGCAACGACGUCUGCAUGCCAAAUACGGCAAAGAGUACAUAUGGGUUGGAAACAACGAUUUAUACGUAUACCAACAUUAUGUUUAAAGGGCGUAUGCAUACACCAUUGGUUUAAUGUUUGUUCUUCGUUGAGUGAGGUCCAUGGAAUAGUUUACAAACUUUAAUGGUUUUCAUGCCCUAAUAUAUGUCAUCCUAUAUACGACAUUUUUAUUAUUCCCAGUAUUUUGUAUUUAGUACCGUCAUAUUUUCUUCCUCCCGACAUUUUCAUUUUUCCCAGUAGU
Molecule: messenger RNA, 752 nt
Organism: Dreissena polymorpha
Lineage: Eukaryota; Metazoa; Mollusca; Bivalvia; Myida; Dreissenidae
Exons: 2
Coding region: 43-558 (171 amino acids)
Molecular function (GO): DNA-binding transcription factor activity
Source: RefSeq, a predicted model, not a curated record